UUAAUAAAUGGACCAAUCCUGAUAAAGGAAGGGUUUUAUAAAUCGUACCAUAUUAUUUGGGUCACCGCUAUCCGCCGGCCACCACCACCCCACCGCAAUGGCUACGCUCACCGCCGCUCAGCCACUAACCCUAGACUCUCUCCCUUUCGUAGACCUAACUACCCUAACCCAAUCCGAGCUCCUCUCCCUCUCCCUUUGUUCUCCAACCUCCUUCGACCUUCACCGCUCCGACAACCUCGUAAUCCCCUCCAUCGACCGUUCCAUCUUCAAUGAAUCCGCCGGCUCCCGUCGCCAGACAUUCUCCCGCCCUUCCCCAAACAACCACCAUUCGUCCCACCACCACCCUCUCCGUCACCGUCUCCCCGGCCUCCUCCCUUCCCCCAAACCGCCCCCUCCUUUCCCUCCUCUCCAAGAUCCCGAAGCCCUAGAAAACCGAUCCAUAAUCUCCUCCCUCAAAGUCUCCCUCAAAUCCCACCCCGAAUUCCACCACCUCGAUUUCACUUCCCCUCCUUCUUCCCCGAGGGACGCGAUGGUAAGUUACGGAAUUAGGGAUACCAUGGUAAAUUUCGAGAUUAAAGAUGCCAUGGUCAGUCUAGGGAAGAGAAAGAGAGGAAGGAAGCCCAAAGUGCAGGCUGGGACUUCUGGGGAAGCGAGAGAGAGGGGUUUAGAGAUUAUGAAUAAAAAUGGUGUCGCCGUCGAUUUGGAGGCGUUGGGUGGUUUGGACGAUCCUUAUGGGGAGGAAUUGAAAAGGAGGACCGAGGGAAUGGCGGGAAAUGAGGAGGCUUUGUUUGGGUUUAUGAGAGAUUUGGGUGGGCAGUGGUGCAGUAGGAGAAGGAAGAGGAGGAUUGUUGAUGCCAGUAUUUUAGGAGACGCGUUGCCAGUGGGGUGGAAGCUUUUGUUGGGGUUAAAGAGGAGGGAAGGUCGCGCCUCGGUUUAUUGCCGGAGAUACCUGAGUCCUGGUGGACGGCAAUUUGUAUCAUGUAAAGAACUUACUGCGUACUUGCAAUCCUACUUUGGUGGACUCCAUGAUGCACACCUGACGAUGGAUAAAGAUGGUGACAUUGCUCAGCAGGUCCAUCAAAUGGUUUCUGAAAAUCAGGGAGGUACCGUCCAGAAAGAGGAUGAUCGAAGGCGGUCUGAUGAACAUGAGAAGGAAGUCAACUUGCUGGGUAUUGAUAACCUGGCAGAAGUUCAAAUACAUGAUCUUUUUGAAUGCCAUAAAUGCAAUAUGACAUUUGAUGAGAAGGAUGCAUAUUUACAGCACCUUUUGUCAUUUCAUCAAAGGACUACAAGGAGGUAUAGACUUGGUUCUUCUGUUGGGGAUGGUGUGAUACUUAGAGAUGGAAAAUUUGAAUGUCAAUUCUGUCAUAAGGUAUUUCAUGAACGUCGUCGGUACAAUGGUCAUGUUGGGAUACAUGUCAGGAAUUAUGUGAGAGGAAUUGAAGAUUCACCUGGUUUACUGACUCUUCCAAGGAGAACUGAGGUUGCAACUAAGCAAGAGUCGGCCCCAAGGAUCUCUAAGAUGGAUGCUUUAAUUGAAAUUGCGCAGAAUUCUAUUCUUGAAACUACUACUACUGUGCCUAGAUAUGAACUCAAUGAUGGAUUAAGUCCUGAUAAAUUGAAUGCAGCUUCUAAUCCAGAAAUUCCUGCUUCUACUUCCGAUCAUGAAAUGAAUUCUGAUUCUCCUUUAAGUGAAUCUGGAACAGAGGAUGACAUGACUUAUAGAUCUGUGAAUAAAGAUUUAUGUCAACAAAACAGUGAGCCUAUGAUCCUUUCUGAAAAGACAGAGAAGAUUGAUGAAGCUAGCAAUGUUGUGAAUAUGGAUUCUCUAGUGGAUGCUACAAUUUCUGCAUCUAUGGAUGAGCAAAAUGGUAGUAUAUCUGAAACUUUUGUCCGGAAAGAUAGUUUAACCUUUCAUGCUGAUGAACUCAACAAGUCUUGUAGUGAGCAGCAAAGAAGUUCUGAAAGCAACUUACUUCUUCUCUCCACGGGCCAGGGUCUCUGUGAUGUUGAGAAUAAUGUCAAUUUAGUUGGUGCUGGCGCAAGAGAGCAUCAUAAACCUGAAGAGGUGGAUAACAAUGAGAAUGCUGAGUUAGAUAUUGGUUUUGGAAACGGUUGUGGGCCAGCUGAAGAUGUUGCACCAGAGACUAUACAUCAAACAUCUGAAGAAAAUGUACUUCAGGCCGAAGGGUCUGACUCAUCAAUGUCCCUAUUGCAACCUCUAAAUGGUACAUUGGCAUCAAAUGCAAUCUCAGAUAAGGGAGAAGAUGGUUUAUGCAGCAUUGAUCGGAAGCAUGACAAUGUAACAGGAUUUGAUGAGCUGAGGUUGGAUGAAAUAGAGCAGAUAAAUUUAAGCUUUGGUGGUGUACAAGAAUCUCCCUCGUUGCCAGAGGUUCCGGUAGAUUUGGCUAAUAAUCCAGAUAUAGGAGGUGCUUAUGGUUCCUCAGUUCAGUUUGAAUCAGAAGCCUUGUUAAAUAUGGCUGGCAAGCAUCAGCUUACAACUGUUUGUGUGUGGUGUGGAACAGAGUUCGACCAGGAGGCUAUUGAUUCUGAAAUACAAUCAGAUUCGGUUGGUUACAUGUGUCCGACCUGCAAGGGCAAAUUUCUAGGCAACUCAAUGCAUUAAACAGUGGUUCAGCCAUGCCCUUUGUUUUGUAUAGAAGGAAAAAUAAAAAAGAAAAGAAGAAGAAAAAAACAGUGGUUCGGCUAUGAAUUAUCACCUCUCAGUCAAGCCUUUCAUAUUUGAGUUUUAGAACAGGAAUUACUUGAUGUGGGUAACUUCUAUUAACUUUUUAAUUGCCUAUUGCUGAGCCCUUUGUUAUGUUUUUCCUAGCUAUUGACUUUGUAUGGCUUCUGGCUGCUUUGAUAUAUGUAUAUAUCUUCUUAGAUAUUGGUAUGUCUUAA
Theobroma cacao (cacao) is the source of this 2904-nucleotide messenger RNA. RefSeq lists its product as uncharacterized. Gene Ontology annotation, molecular function: DNA binding. The record is from RefSeq and is a predicted model, not a curated record. Lineage: Eukaryota; Viridiplantae; Streptophyta; Magnoliopsida; Malvales; Malvaceae.